UGAGCCUCCGCGCGCACAUUACUUAUCUGACUAACAGUUUUCAAAUGCAGGUUCCCUUUUAAUUUUCGGUAUAAUUUGCAAGUUUUCGUGUGAAUAAUAUAUCAUUUUCAGUGUGGGAAACAAUUUUUUUAUUCAAAAUAAUAUUCCACGUUAGGAUUUAUAAUUCAUGCAAAAGGUGAUAUUUUUUGUGUAACUACUGAAAACUAAACGUCAGUUGAUUUAUGUGAUUUUAAGUGUGUUCAGUUGACUGUUUUUACACCAAAGUGGAAGGAAAUGAUGGAUUAAUUAUGUGUUUUAAUUAUUAUUUUCACAUAAUUUAAUAAGUGGAUAACCAAUGAAUUUUAGUGAUCAAUAUAAAGGAAUUAAAUCAGUCGAAUAAUUAUAAUAACAGUGUACUGAAUGUAAUUAAUUAUAUUACAUAUGUAAAUAUAUGUAUAGUGGUGAGUAAGAUUCGGGUGUGGAAGUACAAUAAACAAUCUCAACAAUAUAAGACGCUUAUAAAGCGUCGUCGAGGUGGAAAGUAGUCGGGUGGACGAGAGAAUGCUACGUGGAUGAUAGAAUAGAGGGAGAUUUGGUCCGUCAGCAUGCUGUGGAUGAUCGCCUUAGCUUUGUGUCUCGAGAUGUCGACCCUCGUUUCUGCAAUCGCAAGAAGAACGACGUCGCCAACCCGGAGCCCGGAUGACUAUAACUUAGCUAACGAUGAGCUUGAUCAUCCCAUACCCAUUGAAGCUGUCCAAGGUGUGGCAGGUCAACGGGCGUAUCUACCUUGCGAUUUACUUCAUUCCCGAGAUACCAACGAUGCUGUUUCCAUGGUAUUGUGGUUCAAAGAGUCAAGUGGCGAGCCAAUAUACAGUUAUGAUGCUCGAAAUCGUCAAGCAGGAAAAGUUAAGUUAUGGAGUGAACCUAAUUUCUGGGGAAGUAGAGCGACUUUUCGUCUUGGAUCACCAGCCCAAUUACAAAUUCAAGAGGUGUGGCCUAGCGAUGAAGGAGUAUACAGAUGUCGAGUUGACUUUAGAAAUUCUCCUACACGUAACAUCAAAGUGAACUUUACUGUUAUACUGCCACCGUCAAAACCAAUAAUCUACGACAUGAAGCGCCGUGACAUGAGCAAGCUGUUGGUGGCACAUGCCGAAGGAACUAACCUCACUCUAGUCUGCGAGGUUCGUGGAGGUAAACCAAAGCCUCAAGUUAUGUGGUUCCUCGAAAACCGAAUGAUUGACGGAACGUACGAAGAACGGGAUGUCCAGGGACCAACGGGAGAUAUUAAUUUCAUUACUGAGAACCGUAUUACGCUAAAAGAUCUUACCCGAAGCCAACAUCAUGCUAAAUUGACGUGCAAAGCCAAUAACACCCAUCUAGCUGAGCCACCAUCAACCACCGUUGUUAUCGAACUUCUGAUGAGACCGCUGUCAGUAAAGAUCGUGGGAAAAGAGCGGAUUGUCUCGGCAGGAAAACGGUACGAAAUAAAAUGUCGUAGUGCUGGUUCCAAGCCACCGGCGAAUUUCACAUGGUGGAAAGGAUCAAAGCAAGUUAAAAAAGGAGUUAAAAAUAUUCAAGACGGAACGACGAGUGAAAGCCUACUUGAAUGGUACCCGAGCUACGAAGAUGACGGCAAGUACUUGAUUUGCCGUGCUGAGAAUUCACGAUUAUCCGAUGCAGCCAUUGAAGAUCGAUGGAACUUGGUGGUACACUAUAAGCCGGUGAUGACAUUACGAAUGGGCUCAUCUAUAAACCCCAAAGUUAUCAAAGAAGGUGAUGAUGUUUACUUUGAAUGUAACGUGAAAGCUAAUCCCCCAGUGUCAAAGUUAUCCUGGUAUCAUAAGGAUAAAAAAUUACAGCACAACAUAACAAGCGGAAUUUUGUUGACGGAUCAUUCUUUGGUGCUUCAAAGUAUCACGCGUAAUUCAGCGGGUGAUUAUGUUUGUUCAUCAGCGAACAAUGAAGGUGAUUCGACUUCAAACGUAAUCCAACUUGACGUGAUGUUUGCGCCAACAUGCAAGCGUGUAGUAAACUUUGACGUAGUGUCAUCAAAGUCCUUUGGAAAGUCAACCCCAUUCUCAUUCAACGUGCCUGAACAACUACAUGGGGCUUUAAAGCAUGAGAUGAUCAGUCUGGUGUGUGAGGUCGACGCUAACCCAACUUUAGUCACCUUUCGUUGGACUUUCAAUAGCAGCAGUGAGAUACGAGAUAUUUCACCGGUUAAAUUUACCACCGACAGCAUUAUCAGCCGACUUAACUACACUCCUGUUACUGACAUGGAUUAUGGAACUAUUGGAUGCUGGGCUAGUAACAGUAUAGGGGAAUCCAAAGAGCCCUGUUUUUACCCAGUAAUUCCUGCAGCAUCUUCUUUGGACGCAGGAAAGCCAUAUCCACUCCAAAAUUGCACAGCACAUAACAAUAGCAAUACAAAGAUCCGAAUUUCAUGUAUUGAAGGAUUUGAUGGAGGGUUUCCACAGAAAUUUGUUGCCGCAAUCGACGAUCGUAGAUGGGAAUCUACGAGUCCUCACUGGGUAUUGGAAAUUCAUAAACCGACCACUGUUGCACUAUACGCCGUGAAUAUCAAAGGGUCCAGCGAUCCCGUCAUUAUGGACGACAUUGGCCUAAAAGGAGUCGCCAAAUUCACUGGUGAUUCAACGUCGUCAGUAGAUAUGUCGCCCAUUUUAAUUGGCUUGGGUGGGACGGCAACAGGAUUGGGACUCAUUGUCAUGGGUGUACUGAUGGCAUUGUGGAGAAGACAUGCCGCGACGCCGACUAAGCCAAAACAAUCUCAACAACCGACUAUUUCUUCAUUCACUGGAAAGGGUGAAGAAGAAGAUGGCAAUCCUGACAUCAUACCUACUACUGUUUUAAGUAACCAUUUGUCAGAUAAAAAACUUUCAGUUUACGGUUCUCUGCCGCGCAGACCAUGCCACCUGGAGGGUCGAGAAAUGCUUCAUGACUUUCUUGAAAAUCCGGAUUAUCCUCGAGCUUCGACUAAUAAUUUUUACAGCUUACAAAGACCAAGUCGUUAUUCUGAAACAAUUGUGAGAACAUCAGCACUUCAGGAAAGCUGUAUCUGAACUCGUUUUAAAAUUCAUUUCUAAAUAAUAAAAGAAAAAAAGUCAUAAAUAUGAAAAUAUAAAUACAUAUACAAAUCUACACGGUAAAAACUCGAGCAAUGGAUUAUAGAUCAAAAUGAGGAAUCAUUGAAAAGUUUAAAUGCAUCAUAACUACUAUAAAUAUAUAAAUAUCAUCUAACAUGUUAUUAUCAUUAUUACUACUUUUUUUUUUUAUUUUUUUUAACAUAAUCAUUGCUCGAAUAAGGCUGCAUUUCAUUUGUAACAUAAAAUAUACCCAGCUAUUUAAAAAAAACACCUCAAUGCCAAAUAUACCUUCGAGGUAUCGAACACAUAUUUUUUAAAAUCAGGUUUAAUAAUUUCAAUUUAUUUAAAUGGCUUUUUAAAUUCAUCCUGUGAGAGAAUACGGCCUGCGGGGGUAGGCAAAAAAUACUUCGAAUGCUCAACGAGAUGACAUAUAUUUAAUACUGGCUUAAAUUGCGUUACAUUAAAUCGCAUAUCUAUAGAACAAAAGAAAGUGAACUAGAUCGAGAAUUAUAAACCUUUCUAGAGGUUCGAUUUUAUUUUUAAUUAUUAAAACGGAACCCAAGAGAUUUAAGUUAUUUUUUGCUUGUUAUUGUAAAAGAAAAUUUUUUAUCAGUUUUCAAUAAGAAUUCAACGUAAUUUUUUAUCAGUUUUCAACAAUAAUUCAACGUAGAAACCUAAUAAAGGGUGACAUUGAAAAUAAUGGCUACUCAUUUUUUGUAAAUAUUUUCUUUUUUAAAAAAAAGGUUGAUCCCGUAACCACAAACUUACGAAUAACUUGCUCACAAUAGUAAAAAAAUUUGUGUUAAAUAUUUAACACUUUUUUGUGCUGAUUUCAGAGAAUUAACAUAAAAAAAUAUUAAA
This is a messenger RNA of Cotesia glomerata, 3944 nucleotides long. Its product is annotated as protein turtle homolog B-like. The record is from RefSeq and is a predicted model, not a curated record. Lineage: Eukaryota; Metazoa; Arthropoda; Insecta; Hymenoptera; Braconidae. The transcript is spliced from 15 exons. Bases 585 to 3059 code for a protein of 824 amino acids.